AUCCCUUGGGAGCCAUAGACGCGUUUCAACCAUAUAGAAAUAAUGACCAAACCUAGAUAUUUAACCGACUCAGAACGAGCAAAAGUAUUGGAGUUUCAAGAUAUGAUUCAUUAUAGCCCAAGGUAUAAUGACGACACCCAUGAAUAUAGACAUGUAAUGUUACCCAAGAAUAUGCUUAAAGUUAUACCACAAGAUUACUUCAAUAGUGAAACAGGUACUUUAAGAAUAUUAUUGGAAGAAGAAUGGAGAGGAUUGGGCAUUACUCAAAGUUUAGGGUGGGAACACUACGAGACCCAUGCUCCUGAACCUCACAUUUUGUUGUUUAAACGACCAAUAAAUUAUGGACAGUAAACGGAUAGCAACGAGUUUAAAUUUGACAGCAGUGUCUAUCUUGUUUACUUAUGCAAAGGUGGUGUUUAACUGAAAAGGAAUUGACUUGACUUGUCGAACAUCUGCACCACUAGUACGACAAACAUCAUCGCAUUAUAUAGAGUAUAUGGUACAGUACUUGCACUAGAUAUAAGAUAUCCAAAUACACAUUAAUAAACUUUGGUAAA
This is a messenger RNA of Spathaspora passalidarum NRRL Y-27907, 557 nucleotides long. It is a transcript of the gene CKS1, whose product is annotated as cyclin-dependent protein kinase regulatory subunit. The record is from RefSeq and is a predicted model, not a curated record. Bases 43 to 351 code for a protein of 102 amino acids. The transcript has a single exon. Lineage: Eukaryota; Fungi; Ascomycota; Pichiomycetes; Serinales; Debaryomycetaceae. Gene Ontology annotation, molecular function: cyclin-dependent protein serine/threonine kinase activator activity; histone binding; protein kinase binding. Gene Ontology annotation, biological process: regulation of mitotic cell cycle. Gene Ontology annotation, cellular component: cyclin-dependent protein kinase holoenzyme complex; SCF ubiquitin ligase complex.